AAGUGAAGAGCGCACGCGUUAGCUACCACGGGGAGUCUUCGUAGCUAGGUCUUUGCUGCGGUAGUGCAGGGCGGUAGUAUUUACCCUCAUCAGCUCAUCCGCCAAUAACAUACACAAAACGUAUACCUCGUGUAGUCGCGGAGCCGGGCGAGCCUCGAACUCAUGGGCGAGACACGGGAUGUUGGGGCGUUCGAAGGGCUCGCGGCGCUGCCGAGGUGGACGAGAUAAUAAAAUCAGGUGGACACACGGAAAUAAAAGCUUGCUUUGCACCCGUCGCGCCUACCCUCCGAAACAAAAGCCUGGAACUGGGCGUCAAUCUUUAAAAAACGACCCCCGACGCGCUUGGCGCACCGAUAGGUACUUAGGUACCUGAUGUGCCGGGACAGGGGAUAACAGGGGGUUUAUCUAGGUAUAUUCGCGCCUUUGCCAUCCCAGAACCAGCCAUGGCGGAUGAGACCGACGAGGACGUCCGAGAGUACCAGCGACUCAAGUCCGCGUUAUGGUUCGCCGUGGGGAAGAUGGUCGAUGAGGAGACGCUGAAGCGAAACCGAAACGUCACCCCUCAGUUCAUCGGGGCCUUGACCGAGAUGGUUUGGGCCCAGAUCGAGAAUGUCGCGUUGGACCUGGAGAGCUUCAGUCGCCACGCGGGGCGAUCCACCAUCACAACCGACGACGUCCUGCUGCUCGCCAGGCGCAACCAAGACCUCCACACGAUCAUAAGGGAUUUCGUGGACAAGCAGAAAGCCGCCAGGGCGAAGAGCAAGUCCCAGAGAUGAGCGUGCACCGUGGCGAGCACGA
Messenger RNA from Durotheca rogersii, 798 nucleotides. Its product is annotated as kinetochore component CENP-S-domain-containing protein. The transcript is spliced from 4 exons. Lineage: Eukaryota; Fungi; Ascomycota; Sordariomycetes; Xylariales; Xylariaceae. The coding region runs from base 444 to 776 and encodes 110 amino acids. Gene Ontology annotation, biological process: resolution of meiotic recombination intermediates; replication fork processing. Gene Ontology annotation, cellular component: Fanconi anaemia nuclear complex; FANCM-MHF complex. The record is from RefSeq and is a predicted model, not a curated record. Gene Ontology annotation, molecular function: protein heterodimerization activity; chromatin binding.